Malus domestica (apple) is the source of this 1117-nucleotide messenger RNA. Lineage: Eukaryota; Viridiplantae; Streptophyta; Magnoliopsida; Rosales; Rosaceae. The record is from RefSeq and is a predicted model, not a curated record.
AUGACCAAUGCACCCUUCAUGCCGAACGUAGACUCUGAUAUGUUCAUCAACAACCCAAACAUUAUGUUCCAUGCAAUGUGUACGUUGCUCGGAUCCGAGAACGAAACCAAAAAUGCGUUUGCUCAGUUUCUACAGAUUUUCUAUGACAGACUCAAGGAUGAUCCAUUCGGGGAUCAGAUGGUAGUUUUGUACGGAAGGUGGGAUGGAGAUCCAGGCCAAGAACCAACCUACUAUAUACCAAUUGCUCUCUUCGUCCUUUACCAUAUAUACACUUUACCGGAGCAUCUUCGAACUGGUCUAUUGAUCCGAGCAUGGUGGAAAAACCAAAGAACGGGAACGAUAAAUACAAUGAGUGCUUGGUUUUUUGGAUUGAUUGGUGUCAUACUCAAACUCUUGGUAUGUGAGACAGUCUUUGAAGUUACAAAAGAUCAGUCUAGUUCAAGUGAUGAAGGCUCUGAAGACACUGAAGCUGGCAGAUUUCCAUUUGAAAAGUCUCCCAUUUUCGUGCCUCCCACAACUAUUUUGCUUCUGCAAUUGACAGCGCUGGCUAUGAGCUUGUUUGGGAUGCAACCACUGGCUCAUGGUUCACAAGGCACAGGACUUGGGGAAAUAAUGUGCAGUGUUUCAUCAGUGAUAUGCUUUUGGCCAUUUGUCAAAGGGCUGUUUGGGAAGGGAAAGUAUGGAUUGUCCAAUAUAUUCAAGUCAGAUAUCUUGGCCUUGCUUUUCAUAUUGUAUUCUCUUCUCCUCUAAGAGCUAGAUAAGCUUGGCUUUUACCAUAUUUUUAUCUUCCUUGGAGUAAGAGCUAGCUUAUUGAACAAAAAAGAUUGGCCUAUUGAGGCAGAUGAUAAACCUGUUGGAAGUUCAAAUAAAAACAUGAUGUCAAUGUUUGUGCGCUGCUUGAUGUCAAUACUUGUGUGUGCUGCCAGCUGCUUUUCUAUGAGUAAAGUUGCUGCAAUGUGUGUGUGUGAAAAGUCUAAAGUUACUACAAAGUGAGUGUGAAAGGAUGUAGAGACUUUGAACACUUUUAUUUUGUUAGGUAUGUGUUAAUCUUUGUUUGCUUUAAACAAUAGUUGUUGAAUAUGACUUUUGUAUGGAUAGCAUUAGAAAGUCUUUAUAA